AUGCGUGCCAAAGGCGCUACACCCAAGGCAGAUACCACUGUCGAUUAUCAGUUGGGUUCUGUCUUGCCUCUUGAUAGACCCUGGUACCGUCAGGCGCACCUUUUGAGACUCAACUUUAUCAUCUUAUCACUGGUCUUGUUCUCUUCUGCUAAUGGAUACGAUGGCUCUUUGAUGAAUGGUCUUCAAGCUCUUCCCAAGUGGAACGUGUUUAUGAACAUGCCUACAGGUGCUUGGCUAGGUUUCAUCAAUGCCAUCUACUGGGCUAUGAACGGUAUCGCCUUCUUCAUUGCUGCUUGGACGUCCAACAUAUAUGGUCGCAAGUCAGGCGUCUACGCGGGCUAUGUUUGCCUCGUCGCUGGCACGGUUCUGCAAACAGCUGCUCAUAACCCUGGGGCCUUCAUCGCCGCUCGCGGCCUGCUUGGUGCUGCGGCAGGAUUAUACACUAGCAGUGCACCACUGCUCAUCAAUGAAAUCGCCUAUCCUACUCACAGAGCCAUCGCGGCUUCUUGCUUCCAGUGUGGCUUCUACCUUGGCAGUGUCGUUUCUGCAUGGGUCACAUUUGCCACCAGGAACUAUGUAAGUUCAUGGGACUGGCGCCUUCCAUCGCUGCUGCAGAUACUUCUUCCGGCUUUAGCUUUCCCUGGCUUUUUUAUGGCUCCAGAGUCUCCCCGAUGGCUCGUCUCUAAGGACCGCAUCGAAGAAGCUAGGCAGGUUAUCUCGAAACAUCAUGCAGGUGGAGAUGACACCGCGCAGCUGGUUGAGUUGGAAACCGAAGAGAUCAUCAACACCAUCAAGGCAGAACAGGCAGCCCAUUCCAGCUCUAGCUACUCCGAUAUGUUCAAGACAAAGGGCAAUAGGUGGAGGCUUCUGAUCUCGGUGACUCUGGGAAUCAUUAGUCAGUGGAGUGGCAAUGGCGUGGUCUCAUAUUAUCUUGCUCUUGUCCUCAAGACUGUCGGCAUCACCAGCGUUACUGACCAGACACUCAUCUCUGCAUGUCUACAGGUCUGGAACCUCCUCUGGGCUGUGGGCGCUGCAGUAUCUGUAGAGAAGCUUGGAAGACGGCCCUUGUUCCUCACUUCUGCCGUAACCAUGUUGGUCAGCUACAUUAUCAUCACCGGGCUGUCUGGAUCUUUUGCCAACACCGGAAGUAGUGCUGUUGGAACCGCUGUCAUCCCAAUGCUCUUCAUCUUCUUCGCCGGCUAUGAUAUUGCUCUGACUCCACUUGUGAUUUCAUACCCAGUCGAGAUCUGGCAAUUUCGCCUUCGAUCGAGAGGCUUCAGUGUCCUAUGGCUUUCAGGCAUUCUCGCUGGUAUUUUCAACAUGUUCGUCAACCCGAUUGCGCUCGAGAGCAUUGGGUGGAAGUAUUACUUUAUUUUUAUUGUUUUUCUAAUCGGCUUCUUGGUAAUUGCCUACUUCUGCUACCCUGAGACCAAGGGCCGUACUCUCGAGCAGAUGGCAUUUAUCUUCGAUGGUGAAGACGCUGAGAUGCUGCCGUCUGACAAAAAAGCCAAGUCCAUAACAGUGGAGAUGCAGGAUGAGAAGGGUGUCUAA
Fusarium subglutinans is the source of this 1551-nucleotide messenger RNA. Its product is annotated as hexose transporter. The transcript has 3 exons. The record is from RefSeq and is a predicted model, not a curated record. The coding region runs from base 1 to 1551 and encodes 516 amino acids. Gene Ontology annotation, cellular component: membrane. Gene Ontology annotation, biological process: carbohydrate transport; transmembrane transport. Lineage: Eukaryota; Fungi; Ascomycota; Sordariomycetes; Hypocreales; Nectriaceae. Gene Ontology annotation, molecular function: carbohydrate:proton symporter activity.